GCCAAAAACGAGCGGUAAUGUGUCACAGUUCUCUGCGCGAGUUCUUUGGAAACCAGAAAAAUACGUAACUUACCAGAGGUCGAAAUAAUCGAAGAACAAUACAAAUCCAUUUUUUUCACGUGCUCGCGAGUGGUAUUUGAACAGAAACCGAACCCCCGCCGGAGUGUCAAACAUGAUGACCCCUGAGUGACUCUAGGGCCUAAUGAAAAAAAUGAACGCCAGCCAGAUUCUGCUCCUAACUUUGGCCCUGGUCAGCACCAGCAGGACCUCCUCGGCAAUCAGCAAUCCCGGCCAGAAUGGCCCCGUGGCAGCCGGCUCGAAUGGAUUACAGUGCCAGCGCAUCACCGUUUCCGCCUGCCAAGGUCUUGGCUACAACAUGACCGCAUUGCCCAACCUGGCGGGUCACACCAAUCAGCUGGAGGCUGAGCUCCAGAUUGCCAAACUGGUGCCAUUGAUCGAAUCCGGUUGCUCCCGCCGCGCUCGCUUUUUGCUCUGCUCGGCGCUAUUUCCGCUCUGCACUCCGGACGUGCCACGCCCCGUUACCGCCUGCAAGUCGCUGUGCGAAACCGUUAGAGGCGAGUGCUCGGCCAAUGCUCCGCCGGAGCUGAUGGAGUUGUGGCCCCAGUUCCUGAACUGUGACGGACUGCCGCAGCCGGAGAAGCACGAGCUGUGCAUGCAGAUUCCCCAGGAGGUGGGUGGCUCGGGUGGCUCAGGUGUUCCCGUUGGUCCACCACCCACCACCAGUCCGCCCAGCGGUGGUGAAGGUCAUCCGACGUACCGCUUCUGGAAGAGCGGGGCACCACCUGCUCCGGGUUCCAGCAACGGCGGCAUUCUGUGCCCCCAGAACUUCAGCGGCAGUCCCUUCAACCCCGAGGAGUGUGUGCCCCAGUGCCAGAGGGAUGCCUUCCACACCAGCGCCCAGAAGAAGCUGUCGGAGAGCCUGAUCCUGGGCCUCUCGGCCGUCUGCUUCGUCCUCACCUUGUUUGCCCUGGUGACCUUUUGGGCGGAGCCCACCCGCUUUGGCUACCCAGAGCGACCCGUGCUCUUCCUGUGCCUGUGCUACAACCUGUUCAGUGUGUGCUAUCUGGAGCGGAUCGUGUUCCACAACCAGGCUAGGAUGCAAGACCAGGGGCGUCUGAUGAUGCGACCAGCAUGUCUACUGACGCCACCCUGCCUGGCCUCCUAUAUAACCACCUCGUAUCUGAGCUUGUGCGCCGCCAGCUGGUGGUUGAUAUUCGCCUUGUGUUUCUACCUAUCCUCCCACAAAAAGUGGUCCAGUGAGGCGCUGGAGAAGCGAUCCGGACUGUUCCAUGUCCUGGCCUGGGUUCCUCCACUGGCACCGCCCAUUGCCGCCUUGUUGCUGGAGAAGGUGCGUCCCAGUGAGUUGACCGGGAUGUGCUAUGCCCCGGGAUUCGUGGAGCUGCCCGCCCUGGUUCUCCUGCUCCUGGGCCUCUAUUUCACACUGAGGGCCUCCAGAUCCCUGCUCCUUCUGCAACAGCAGCUGCAGCCCACUCUGGCCCACCAUCGAUUCGGGCAGAUCCGGAAGCGUUUCGUCAUCUUCUCGCUGCUCUAUUUCGCACCCACGGCAGCGGGAGUGGUGGCCGCUCUGCUCGAGCGGUACGCGUCCUCCGUGCCCAGUUGCUCCACGCUCGAGGACUGUGCCCCCCCCACACCGCUGAGUGCCUGGCCCGCCCUAAUCAGGAUAUUCUUCCAACUGGUGGGCGGAACACUGACCGGACUGUGGGUGUGGUCACGCAAGACCUGCGAAAGCUAUAGAAAUCGACUGGUGGCCGGAGGCGGCGGCACGCCCACCUCCUCCUCGCUGAUGAACCACCAAAGCAAAUCGGCCGGGGCACUGCCCAAAAAGCACCUGUACACCAGUGGCAAGUCCAUGAUGGGGGCACCACCCCUCUACGCUGGCAUUAGUUUCCACAAUGUGCCCGUUUACAAUCCCAAUCAGUCGAGGGUUUGAGCUCCAAUCCCAUUCCCCCCAACUCCAUUGUACAUACUUACACUCAUGAUCAUAUUAAAUAGGUGCAUCUAUAACUUUUUAAAACAAUUCGUUUUAGUACAC
Molecule: messenger RNA, 2074 nt
Organism: Drosophila gunungcola (fruit fly)
Lineage: Eukaryota; Metazoa; Arthropoda; Insecta; Diptera; Drosophilidae
Product: frizzled-3
Exons: 2
Coding region: 203-1972 (589 amino acids)
Biological process (GO): non-canonical Wnt signaling pathway; canonical Wnt signaling pathway
Cellular component (GO): plasma membrane
Molecular function (GO): Wnt receptor activity; Wnt-protein binding
Source: RefSeq, a predicted model, not a curated record